GAGCAAACCACUGAGCAUCCAGGGAGUGGCGAGAUGGAAGGAGAGGAAGGAGUGUGUGUGAGUGGUGUUGAUCCCGAAUCGCUAAUAAGCUUAGGGAUAAAGAAGCAAGGACCAGCUUCAUUUGGUGGGGCAGCAGCUGAGAACUUCCCUGCGUGUUCUGACAGUAAGCAGCAACCUGCUGGAGCUGUUACCUCGACAGGCGAUGCACAGAAGAGGGACUUAGAAGACGCUGCUACCGCAGACGGAAAUAACUUAAUUACAGAGUGUAACACAGAACCAGUUUCAUCUGAAGAGGAUGUAAACCUUCCUACUGAACAGUGCCAGGAUCCUAAGGCAAAUGAGCAGGAGAAAAGUGAGUACAGUGAUGCAGACGUUGCCAAGAGCAUCUCUGACAUGGCAGCAUCAACACUUGUCCCGGGAGGAUCUGACAAUCAUGAAAAAUUGCCAGGCAAUUUUAAUGCAUCACCUGGGGGAAAUCAGGAGACACACGUUCACAGCAGUUUCAUGCAUGACAGUAAGUCUCAGAAUGAUGUGCAGGUGAUACAGGAUGAUCCGGUGAAUAGGAAAUGCUUGGAAACGUUGGAAAAUCAGCAAGAUGCACAGCAAGAAGAGAAAGGGACCGUACGUGGGUUAAUAGAUUACUUAAAAACUGAAGUAAGCCGGGAUGAUUGCUUGCAAACUGACUCUACAGUAGAAUCUAGUAAUAUGACUGAGGGAGAUGUAAAAGAGAACAGUGACAUGGUGUUAAGCACAACAAAGUCAGGUAACAUAAAAACUGAAGACAUCCCCGAAACAGGUACUGCAAGGAUGUUAGUCACUGGUGAAGGUGACUUGGCUAUAAACACGAGCAUUGAAGAGCAGGACACAGACCUGUACAAAAAUCAUUCACCAACCACUCCUGUGAUGGAGCAUUCUGCACAUACAGAUCUCACUGAUGCUGAAAAUCAGCCCAGCAGGAUGAAUCCAGAAGAUGAAAGCUCACUUCAGGAAAGAAAGCCAUCCCCGCUUGCCUUAACUGAGCCUAAGAACCUUGACCUCACUGAACUGCAAGACAUGGCUGUGGCAGGAUUACCUACUGAAAGCCCUCCUGGGCCAGGUGAUGCUAUACAGUUGGCCUCUCCCCUUGAUCCUUCUGAGCAACCCUUACCUGUUACUACAGCAUGUGGAAAUGUUGAGCCCCUGGAUGCUGCUGAGCUGACUGCAGCAAGCACUUCCAAGCCUGAUAGCUGCAGAGAAGUUGAUAACCUUGUGUCUGAGGAUGUACCUUUGCCUGCAGCCCCUGGUGAUGGUGUAGAACUGCCUGCUGAAGAAACCAAAGGUUUCACAACGGAAAAAAAAAGGAGCUCUGACUCCGAAGAAGCAUUUGAGACCCCGGAGUCCACUACACCGGUAAAGGCACCACCGUCACCUCCACAGCCACCCCCUGAAGCAGCGGCGGCGGCGGCAGCAGUUGUAGCCGACAUAGCAGAACAAGAGAUCAAACCUCAGCUGCCCUUGGACGAUACAGGAUCAUGUUCAGAAGCUGUACCUGUAACUGAUGUGUCACACAGCGAAUCAGUUGAAGAAAGCCCUUUCCGUCCCCCUUCCCACUCUUUUUCCACCGUCUUCGAUGAGGACAAGCCAAUAGCCAGCAGUGGAACUUACAACUUGGACUUCGAUAACAUUGAGUUGGUUGAUUCUCUACAUGCCUUAGGACCAAGCUCUCCAGAAUCAAAGAAUCGUGACCCCAAAGCAAAUGUGCGAAGAAAAUCUACUGAUUCACUCCCAGUUUCCAAAUCUACGUUGUCUCGAUCUCUUAGCUUACAAGCUAGUGAUUUUGAUGGAGCAUCUUAUCUUGGCAACAGUGAGACAUUAGCGCCGGCAGCAGAUGUUUACGGUACUGGUUCAAGCAGUGCUUCUAGUACCCUUAAGAGAACAAAGAAAUCCAGACCAGCUUCCUUAAAAAAGAAGCAGCCAGCCAAAAAACCUCUGGAUGCUCCACUGGUGAAGGAAACACCACAAGAACCGCCUGACCUUGGCCAAGCUGACUGCGACCCAGGUGAGGAUAAAGCAGCAUCUGAAGCUAAGGCUGAGUCGGUAAGGCCUGAAUGUACUGAACCUUCUAAAAUCUCUGCUGAGAAACAGGAGGCCCCGCCUGUGCCUGAAGGAUCCCAUCCAUUGGAUCCAGACAGUUUGGAAGGGAUUAGUGCAUUUAGCACUGGAGGCAGCAAGGUACAAAACUCUCCUCCUGCCAAUAAGAAAACACUACCUCUUACGACGGCACCGGAGGCUGGGGAGGUGACUCCACCUGAUACUGGAGGACAAGAAGACCCUCCGGUCAAAGGUGUUGCCGUGAGGCUGGAGUUUGAUUACUCUGAAGAGAAAGGGGUGAGUGAAGACCAGCAGGAGAGUACUCCUCCUCCCAAAAAAGCAGGUAAAAAGCCUGGUGCUAAAAUGCCGCUAAGGAGGCCAAAGACUAAAAAGUCAGUGGAAAAGCUUGACAAUGCUCCUACGACACCGACCAAGUCACCCACUGAUCCAAAUGAAAUCCCUAUCACAAAAGGCUCUUACACUUUUGAUAUUGACAAGUGGGAUGAUCCCAAUUUUAACCCAUUCUCAUCUAGUACAAAAAUGCAAGAAUCACCCAAACUGCCUCAACAAACGUACAGUUUUGAGCCAGACAUGUGUGAGGACUCUGUUGACCCUUUCAAGUCGUCUUCUAAGAUAGCCAGCUCGCCCUCUAAAUCUCCAGCUUCCUUUGAGAUACCAGCCAGUGCCAAUGAAACAAAUGGAACCGAAGGAGACAACUUGAAUAAACCUGCAAAAAAGAAGAAGACACCAUUAAAAACGAUGGUAGAAGAUGUGAUGUCUGUAUGUUCUCUGUUUGAUACAUUUAGGGUGAAAAAAUCACCAAAAAGAUCCCCACUAUCUGAUCCUCCUUCUCAGGAUCCCACUCCACUGCCAACCCCAGAAACACCUCCCGUCAUAUCCACGGUGGUUCAUGCGACAGAUGAGGAGAAACUGGCGUCUUCAGUGACCAGUCAGAAGUGGACCUGCAUGACUGUGGACCUGAACACGGAUAAGCAGGAUUACCCACAACCCUCUGAUCUGUCUACAUUUGUGAAUGAGACCAAGUUCAGCUCUCCUACAGAGGACUUGGAAUAUGGCAACUCAUAUGAAAUAGAAUAUAUGGAGAAAAUAGGCUCCUCUGUGCCUCAGGAUGAUAGCACCCCGAAGAAACAAUCUUUAUACCUAAUGUUUGAUGCACAGCAGGAGAGCCCAGUCAAAUCACCUCCCAUCAGACUGUCUGAUUCCACAACACCAUGCUCAGGGUCAAGUUUCGAAGACCCUGAAGCCCAGCAAUCCUCUGGAAUGAAAAUACAACAUCCAGCUUCCCGAGUCCUCGCUGCCAGCCAAGAGGCACACUUACAGUCACCUGACAAGUCAAAGCAGAAAGACCUAGAGCCCAUGACCCUAGGAACAACUCCAGACGCUAUUGAAAUAACAUCUCCUGAAGAUUCCUUUGUCUCUGCUGAUGCUCUUCUCAAUAGGAUAUCUAAGAAAACCUCAAUAUGUGAGCAGCCUGAAUAUCUAGAUCCUGACUUAGCAGAAAAGAACCCCCCAGUAUUUGCUCAGAAACUUCAGAGAGAACCUGCUAUCCCAGCAGAUGUUUCCAUCUCUAAGAGUGCGCUGUACUCCCGGAUCAGCACCGCAGAUGCAGAAAGCACCACAGGUCUCCUCUACCCCCAGCAAGACUUAGACUCUGCACUACGACUCGCCAGAGCAGAGAUUGUGGCCAAGGAAAGGGAAGUAUCUGAGUGGAAAGACAAAUAUGAAGAAAGCAGAAGGGAAGUGAUGGAAAUGAGGAAAAUAGUUUCAGAAUAUGAGAAGACGAUUGCUCAGAUGAUAGAGGAUGAACAGAGAGAGAAAUCUGUCUCCCACCACACUGUUCAGCAGCUGAUAGUGGAGAAGGAACAAGCAUUGGCAGAUCUGAACUCAGUGGAGAAGUCACUGGCGGAUCUUUUCAGGAGAUACGAGAAAAUGAAAGAAGUAUUGGAGGGUUUUCGGAAGAAUGAAGAAGUGUUAAAGAAAUGUGCGCAGGAGUAUUUAUCACGAGUGAAGAAGGAAGAGCAGAGGUAUCAAGCACUCAAAAUUCACGCUGAGGAAAAACUGGACAGAGCCAAUGCUGAAAUUGCACAAGUGAGAGGCAAGGCUCAGCAAGAGCAAGCAGCGUACCAGGCCAGCCUUCGUAAAGAGCAGCUCAAAGUGGAUGCGUUGGAAAGAACACUGGAACAAAAGAAUAAAGAGAUAGAAGAAUUAACAAAGAUUUGUGAUGAACUGAUUGCCAAAAUGGGGAAAAGCUAACUUCUAACCAAAUUUCUGGACUUCAAUAUUGAGUGCAAUAUGACCAUUGGCACACUGAUGUCCAUACAUUUAUGUGGACAGGUUAUAUUUUCACUUUUUCGUAUGCACUACUGUAUUUUCUUUCUAAAUAAAGUUGAUUUAAUUGUAUGCAGUACUCAGAUGACUAUCAGAAUUUCUUGCUAUUGUUUGCAUUUUCAUAGUAUAAUUCAUAGCAAGUUGAUCUCAAAGUUCCUGUAUCAGGGAGAUUGUCAAGUUCUCUAAGAAAUUACAAAUUGCUGAUCCUAGCCUUCCCUUUGUACAUGAGUUCCCAUGUUGGAUGUCUUUUGGAUUUAAUAUAAACAUGUAUUACUUGCAUGGGGACUCUUGCCUUAAGGAGCAUAAACUUUAUCUGCAUUUGCUGAUUUGUAAAAUAAAAUUAAAAAUGGAAGAAAAAAAAGGAAAUGCAUGUCACUGAAAUGAAAUUCUCUAUUGUAAAUAAAUUUUUUCGUUGAAAGUUGAAGAUGA
This is a messenger RNA of Strigops habroptila (Kakapo), 4848 nucleotides long. It is a transcript of the gene TACC2, whose product is annotated as transforming acidic coiled-coil containing protein 2. Bases 34 to 4344 code for a protein of 1436 amino acids. Lineage: Eukaryota; Metazoa; Chordata; Aves; Psittaciformes; Psittacidae. Gene Ontology annotation, biological process: cerebral cortex development; cell population proliferation; mitotic spindle organization. Gene Ontology annotation, cellular component: cytoplasm. The transcript has 19 exons. The record is from RefSeq and is a predicted model, not a curated record.